AUGCCUAACCUUCCCUCCCCGCCAUCCCCCCUCUCUGCUUCGGGGAAGAAGAGACCACACCCCUCCAACGACACAUCGCCCACUCAACCCGACCCCGCGGUGUCGCAUACCUUGCGCGAUGGCCCCAACCCCUCCGCCUCGGCUGCCGGGCCUUCCACAUCGCCGGCGCAUUCAACUGCCACCGUUGCCUCGAGUGCAUCCUCGUCCUCCUUUCGAAACGUGUCUGCCUGUAAUCGCUGUCGACUACGCAAGAACCGCUGUGAUCAGCGCCUCCCACGAUGCCAAUCCUGUGAAAAGGCGGGUGUCCGCUGUGUCGGAUAUGACCCUAUCACCAAGCGAGAGAUACCACGCAGUUACGUGUAUUUCCUAGAAACCCGAGUCGCCUAUUUAGAGAAGCAGCUGGCGGAGCAUCAGAUAGAGUUUAAAAAGGCUGUUGCUUUUGACGAAGAGGAGGCAGUCAAAACGGAAACAGAACCCGAAAUUGCGCAACCCUCAUCUACUCUUGACGGAAACGCCAUUGAUAUCUCCGACAAGACACAAUGGAAGAAUCCAGCAUUAAAGGAGGAGAAUGACCGGUCCGAGCAAAGAGCGGAUGUGGAACAGACUGCAGAAGGUGCUCGCGAUCCCGCCAAUGAGGACAAUUGGCGCUUGCACAACUUGGUAUCAAACAUCGGCAUGGUUUCAGUGCAAGGCACAUCUGAUCCUCGGUAUCUUGGCUCCACAUCCGGUAUAUCAUUUGCUCGAGUUGUCUUUGCUGCAGUGAGAAGUUCACUGCCAGGCAACAUACCCGAGCGUGCUCCGAUCCGGACAAGUGACCGUCUCCCCCAAACAGCCGCCGGUGGACCUGGAGGAGGCACCAUGCGAGAUUCUUUCUUCGGUCUCCAGACGAAGCCGAUGAUGAAGCGUGCAGCCUUCCCCGACCGCGAGCUAGCUGAGCGACUCAUCGAUCUUUAUUUCGAACACGCCAACCCCCAAAUGCCCAUUCUCCACCGCCCGGAAUUUAUGGAACUUUUAGAUCGAACAUAUCAGCUGGAAGAGAAAAAUCGAUCCCCACGCGCUCUUUAUAUCCUCAACAUUGUGUUUGCUAUUGGCGCUGGGAUCAUCUUCGACGACAAGCCCCAAAGUUCAGAUGAGGAGAGCCGCGCUGGCCGUGACCGAGCCUCGUCCACAACCAAGCGACCAAGGCUGUCUAGUCACCAAUACCAGCCAGAAGAGUACCAUGCCUCGGCGAUAGUGCAUUUGGAAUCUUUCCUGGGAUCCUCAUCCAGUGAGGGCUUCGGUGGGUUAGAAGAACUCCAAGCAGUGCUUUUGUUGGCCAGCUUUGCUCUGCUCCGGCCUGUUGCACCGGGUCUGUGGUAUAUUGUGGGUGUCGCUAUGCGCCUAGCAGUUGAUUUGGGCCUCCACUAUGAAGAUGGGGUUGGUCUUGAUACCGGAUCCAAGGAUGGUAACCCUAUUCAACCCCGCAUCGAUGCGCGUGAGCGUGGCCGACGCGAAUGGGUUCGUGACCUGCGACGUCGCCUUUGGUGGUGUGUAUACAGCUUUGACCGUCUCGUUGCUACUUGCGUCGGACGGCCAUUCGGUAUUAGCGAUCAAGCCAUCAGCACCGAGUUCCCAUCCAUGAUGGAUGACAAGUUUAUCACCAAGUCUGGUCUGUUGUCACCACCCGAGGGAGCCCCGACUUAUAAGCAUGUGGCUUUCCAUUACUUCAAGCUUCGUCUUCUUCAAUCCGAAAUUCACGAUGUCCUUCAAUACCAGCAAGCCCGUGCUGUGCGAAGACGUGCGCCAGAUAGCAUGGUUAUCUUGCCCCACGCUGAACUUACCUCACCGUUCCUCCAAGGAUUUGAUUCAUUCCGCUCGUGGCGACAUGAUGUACACCGUCGCUUGGUGGAAUGGCACGAGACAGCCCCAACUCGCGCGGACACUGGCGUUCGAUUCUCUAUCGAACUUUUGGAGUUGAACUAUUGGCAAGGCAUAAUUCUGCUCUAUCAGCAGAGCUUGACGGUACCCGCUGAGUUGGCUAGCGAAUUGACUCCGGCCGACGAUGUCUCCAGUCCAUCCUUCUCAAAUCCGGACGAGGGUGAUGAAGAAGACCAUGUCUACCUGAAUGUUGCCGAAGCUGGUCAGAAAGUGAUUCGAAUCUAUCGUCAGCUUCACCGUGUGCGUUUGGUGAAUUAUACGUAUCUUGCUACUCACCAUAUUUUCAUGGCUGGAAUCUCCUUCUUAUAUGCUAUCUGGCAUUCGCCUCUUGUUCGAAGCCGACUCACUCUCGAUGAAGUCGAUUUUACUGUCCUUGCGGCAACAUCCGUUCUGGGUGAUUUGAUGCAUAAAUGUCCACCUGCUGAGAAUUGCCGUGAUGCUUUCGAGCGGAUGAGCAAGGCCACAGUCCAGAUGUGUCUCUCUACGACCGGCUUCGGGUCUCAAGUUGACAUGUCCCGUGUGCAGACAUCGUCUCACGCAAGCAGCUCAUUGUAUCAUGGCCGCACACGCCAGCAAAUGGGUCAACGACAACAACCGGGCCAAGGUCAGGCUCGCCGACAAACCCAGAGUCGCUCGUCGCGGCCAGUUCCCAAGUUCGAUAUGAACCUGGCAGACCUAUUCAGCGACAACCCGCCUCUGGCGGACCGAUCAAGGAUCGAGAAUAGGCCCGGGGGACCUCCCUAUGCUGUCCGACCAGAUGCCCCAGAGACUCUACCUCCGGGCUUCGCACCCACAGAUCACACAGGUCGUCCGUUCGCCCAGCGCACUCCCUCGAUGGAGUACUAUAUGAAAUAUGAAAACUCCACUUCUCCCCAGGCCCCUCACCCUCAGUUCUACUAUGGUAACUCGCCACCGCAGAGCGGUUCUCCUGGCAGUGUUGCCGCCCAUUCUGCCAAUGGCCCUCAUGGCGUUCCACCUACCGACCACCCGGAUAAUCAACCUGGAAUCAGUCUCGAUUUCUUGGACUUUAGCUCUGGAGAUCCCGAUCAUCCAUCGAAUAUGGAGACAGAUGCGAAUGCAGACUAUCAUCUCGCCAAUAUGCCUCCUAUCGGUCCCAACUUAGGACAGAACGUGGGCAUUGAUCUGGGCUUUGGCAUGGCUAUGGAUUUCCAACAUGAUUGGAGUGAAAAUCCCAACUAUGAUCUUCUAGAAGGGUAUUUCUUCGGGGGCUCUGGACCUGGCGCAUCCGGUGGGGAUGCGUAA
Penicillium waksmanii is the source of this 3180-nucleotide messenger RNA. Its product is annotated as Zn(II)2Cys6 transcription factor. NCBI's taxonomy places the organism in Eukaryota, Fungi, Ascomycota, Eurotiomycetes, Eurotiales, Aspergillaceae. Gene Ontology annotation, biological process: positive regulation of transcription by RNA polymerase II; DNA-templated transcription. The transcript is spliced from 2 exons. The record is from RefSeq and is a predicted model, not a curated record. The coding region runs from base 1 to 3180 and encodes 1059 amino acids. Gene Ontology annotation, molecular function: DNA-binding transcription factor activity, RNA polymerase II-specific; zinc ion binding; sequence-specific DNA binding.